AAUCGGACUGAACAAUGACGAGGCAAGUGCUGUUGAUGAUCUGUCUCCUCACCGUCGGCUCGGUGUUUGGGCAAGUCAGCUACUCUAUUCCUGAAGAAAUGACAAAAGGAUCGUUAGUCGGGAAUGUAGCCCAAGAUUUAGGUUUAGAAACAAAGCGUUUGGUUUCUGGCAAAGCUCGAAUUUUUACCCGAGACAGUGAUGCAUACAUCGAGCUGAGCAGAGAAAGAGGAGUCCUCCUCGUCAAAGAGAGAAUCGACAGAGAGGCGCUCUGCAGACAGACGACGCCGUGUGCUUUACAUUUUCAGAUCAUUUUAGAGAAUCCGAUGGAGUUUUACACGGUUACUGUUCAAAUUUCUGACAUUAACGACAAUGCCCCUACGUUUGAAAAAAGCGAAAUGAUUUUUAAAAUCAGCGAGUCCGCCGUGAUCGGUGCAAAAUUCGUUCUCCAGCGCGCGGUUGAUCUUGAUGUCGGCAUCAAUAAUCUAAAGCGCUACCAACUGAGACCGACGGACAACUUCGUUCUUAAAACACACAAUGACGCCAGUGGCAAUAAAAACGUGGAGAUGGUAUUACAGAAGCCUUUAGACAGAGAGAAACAGGAGCAGAUAUCUCUCGUGUUAACAGCGGUAGAUGGUGGAGAGCCGCAGAUGUCAGGAACAAUGCUGAUCGCCAUUACAGUUUUAGAUGCGAAUGAUAAUGCUCCUGUUUUUACACAGCAAACAUACAAAGCUACUGUUAUUGAGAAUUCCCCUAAAGGCACAGCUGUUGCUACUGUAACAGCCUCAGAUGCAGAUCACGGCCCGAACAGUAAAGUAACGUAUUCCAUCACAAACACAUUAGAUGAUGUCAGGAAAGCAUUUUAUGUCAAUGAAGAAAACGGAGAAAUUAUAGUUAUUGGAAAUAUUGAUUUUGAAGAGUCACGAAGUUUUGAAAUAAAUGUACUUGCCAGUGACGACGGAGGUCUCACAGAUUCAUGUAAAUUAACUGUUGACGUACAGGAUAGAAAUGAUAAUAACCCUGAAAUAACCAUCAUGUCUAAAUCUAAUAUCGUUUCGGAAGAUGCGCAAAUAAAUACUGUUGUGACAAUGAUCAGCAUUGAGGAUAGAGACUCGGGACAAAAUGGAAACGUGCAAUGUUUCAUUGGCGACAACAUACCCUUUGCAUUAAAAUCAUCAACAAAUAAUUUCUAUAGUUUAGUAACAGAUAGUGAUUUAGAUCGAGAGAGAUCCUCUGAGUUUAAUAUCACAGUGACCUGCUCUGAUGAGGGAGUGCCCUCUCUCUCCAGCAGUGUCACUCUCACCUUGCUGAUCGCUGAUGUGAAUGAUAACGCACCUGUCUUUGGGAGGAGCUCAUACGAAGCCCACAUAGUAGAAAACAACACACCUGGCCUCUCUAUAUACACAGUGAAAGCCACAGAUGCUGACUGGAACCAGAAUGCCCGUGUUUCUUACAUUCUGGAGGACUCCUCUGUGAACGGAGUGCCAGUCUCCUCAUAUGUGUCCGUCAGUGCAGAUAGUGGAGUCAUCCAUGCAGUGCGCUCUUUUGACUACGAGCAGAUCAAAGAUUUCCAGUUUCUUGUCAAAGCUCAGGAUGGAGGCUCUCCUCCACUCAGCAGCAACGUGACAGUGAAAAUCCUGAUCCAGGACCAGAACGACAACCCCCCUCAGGUCCUGUACCCAGUGCAGACUGGUGGCUCUGUGGUGGCUGAGAUGGUGCCUCGUUCAGCAGAUGUGGGCUAUCUGGUGACCAAAGUGGUGGCUGUUGAUGUGGACUCUGGACAGAAUGCCUGGCUCUCAUAUAAACUCCAGAAAGCCACAGACAGAGCGCUGUUUGAAGUGGGAUUACAGAAUGGAGAAAUCAGAACUAUCCGCCAAGUCAAUGAUAAAGAUGCAGUCAAACAACGACUGACUGUUACAGUGGAGGACAACGGACAGCCCUCUCGUUCAGCUACAGUCAUUGUGAACGUGGCGGUGGCGGACAACUUCCCUGAAGUGCUGUCAGAGUUCACUGACCUGAUCCACGACAAGGAGUACAAUGACAACCUGACUUUUUACUUGGUGUUGGCUCUGGCUGUAGUUUCCUUCCUGUUCAUCACCUGUGUGGUGGUGAUUAUCUCAGUGAAAAUCUACAGAUGGAGACAGUCCCGCAUCAUGUAUCAGUCCAACCUGCCAGUGAUUCCAUAUUAUCCUCCACGUUACUCAGACACUUUGGGGACAGGGACUCUCCAACAUGUGUACAACUACGAGGUGUGCAGGACGACAGACUCCAGAAAGAGUGACUGUAAGUUCGGCAGAGCUGGUAGUCAGAACGUGCUGAUCAUGGACCCCAGUUCAACAGGGACGAUGCAGCGGAUACAGAGUGAGAAGAGCAUCCUGGAUGAACCUGACUCUCCUGUUGAGGUUAGACUAAUUUGA
This is a messenger RNA of Salarias fasciatus (jewelled blenny), 2414 nucleotides long. Its product is annotated as protocadherin gamma-A5-like. Gene Ontology annotation, biological process: homophilic cell-cell adhesion. The coding region runs from base 15 to 2414 and encodes 799 amino acids. Lineage: Eukaryota; Metazoa; Chordata; Actinopteri; Blenniiformes; Blenniidae. Gene Ontology annotation, cellular component: plasma membrane. Gene Ontology annotation, molecular function: calcium ion binding. The transcript has a single exon. The record is from RefSeq and is a predicted model, not a curated record.